Messenger RNA from Mucor mucedo, 838 nucleotides. Its product is annotated as Nse1 non-SMC component of SMC5-6 complex-domain-containing protein. NCBI's taxonomy places the organism in Eukaryota, Fungi, Mucoromycota, Mucoromycetes, Mucorales, Mucoraceae. Bases 53 to 805 code for a protein of 250 amino acids. Gene Ontology annotation, cellular component: Smc5-Smc6 complex; nucleus. Gene Ontology annotation, molecular function: ubiquitin-protein transferase activity. Gene Ontology annotation, biological process: double-strand break repair via homologous recombination; DNA damage tolerance. The record is from RefSeq and is a predicted model, not a curated record. The transcript has 3 exons.
CCCCUUUUUACCCAGUAACACCACUCUCUCUUUCUUUCUUUUUUUUUUAAUAAUGGCAAAUAGAUACAAUGACGCCCAUCGAUUGUUUGUACAAGGCAUGUUUACAAAACGCAUUGUGACAGAAGCAGAGGCAAACCAGUUUUAUAAUCAUGUGCAUACCAUUACCACUCGAACACCCGACAAUGAAUAUCCCAUGUUUGUAGCCGCCAUUAAUAAAGAAUUAAACGAACUCGAUUAUUCACUUCGCAUGACACAGGAUGAACGUGAUGGCGAGCCUUAUUUAGUCCUUGUCAAUGUCAAACAAGAUGCCAUGACAGAAGGUGCCACCAUGUUUAAACCGCUUGAAAUUAGUUACUGCCGAGAACUGUUUGAUGCUAUUGUAAAUGCGGAUAAUGAAGACUUUGCAGUGACUACGAUGGGAGCGAUUAAUUUAGGCAGCAAAAUCAAACCCCUUAAAUUAAACCAACGUGAAACGCAAGAAGUGCUGGAUCAAUUGGUGUUGGAUGGUUGGAUCGGGUUGGAGCGUAAGGGUGUGUAUUAUUUAGCUACACGUGGAUUGACAGAAUUACAAGGCUUUUUACGUGAACAGUAUGGUGAUAUCAUUCGAGACUGUGUGAUCUGUCUUGAUAUUGUGACGAUGGGUGAAUCGUGUGCUGUCAGUAAUUGUCCUAUUCGAAUGCAUAAACAUUGUGCCAACACACAAUUCCGUAACUCUACCAAUCCUGUGUGUCCGCAGUGUUCAGCACGCUGGUCUCGUAAUAAUACAUUUGGCUUAGGUUUACCUGACGACGACGACGAAGAAUAAAGAGAAGAAGAAGCAAAAAAAAAAAAAAAAAAA